This is a messenger RNA of Orycteropus afer afer, 990 nucleotides long. The record is from RefSeq and is a predicted model, not a curated record. Lineage: Eukaryota; Metazoa; Chordata; Mammalia; Tubulidentata; Orycteropodidae.
AUGAAGAUCAUGCUGCAGCUGUUUGAGUGUGAGAGUUACUCAGAGAAAAUUUUUGGAUGUAACAUCUGCAGAAAAUUUUUUUGUAAUAAAUCUAACCUCACUGAAUAUCAGCAAAAACACACAGAGGAGAACCGCAAGUUUAGUGUAUGUGGAAAAACUUUCUACCAGAAAUCAGCCCUCAUUGAACAUCAGAGAACUCACAGUGAGGCAAAACCUCAUGGAUGCAGUGAGCGUGGCAAAACCUUCUAUAAGAAGUCAGUCCUCAUUGCACAUCAGAGGACACACACAGGAGAGAAGCCCUAUGAAUGUGAGGAAUGUGGGAAAUCCUUCAGCCACUGGCCUGCCCUAGCUGUACAUCAGAGAACACACACAAGAGACAAACCUUAUAAAUGAGAGUGUGGGAAAUCCUUCUGUGUGAAACCAAAACUCACUGUUCAGUUGAGAACUCAUACUGGAGAGAAACCAUAUGAGUGUAAUAAUGAAUGUGAGAAAAUUUUCUACCAGAAGUCAAAACUCACUGUACAUCAGAGAACUCACACAGGGGAGAAGCCCUAUGAGUGUAUAGAGUGUGGAAAAAUAUUGUGCGAGAAGUCAGUCCUCAGUAAACAUCAGAGAACUCACACAGGGGAGAAGCCCUAUGAAUGUGAGGAAUGCAGGAAAAUAUUCUACCAGAAGUCAGCCCUCACUGUGCAUAAGAGAACUCACACAGGGGAGAAGCCCUGUGAAUAUAAGGAAUCUGAGAAAACCUUUUGCCAGAAGUCACACCUCAACAAACAUCAGAGAACUCACACAGAGGGGAAACCUUGUAGAACUCACACAGGAGAGAAGCCCUAUGAAUGUAAGGAAUGUGGGAAAACCUUUUGCCAGAAGUCACCCCUCAACAAACAUCAGAGAACUCCCACAGAAGGAAACCUUUCCUCCCUGACUUCUUAUCCUCUGUGGAAUGAUGUGGAGACUGUCCCCAGGGUGAACGUAGGAGCCAUAGCUUGA